UCCAGUCCACAAGGCACAACCCUGUCAAUCCAAGGUUCCAUAUUCCCUACACCUGUUUCGCCUUCUGCUCAGCCUUCUUUUUUCCCUUCCCCACCCUUACAGAGAAUCUCUACUGGUAUGGCAAUACUGUCACUACCGUUAGUGACAUCCAUUCUCAAGAAAACACCCAACAAAUAUAAGCCUCAUAUAUCUUUUCUCCUCACAACAGCCCACAGAAUUAAUCCCAGCACACCUCCAAUUUUCAAGCGCAAAUGCUUUUCUUCAACUGCAACGUUCUCCCGUCCUUCUGCCACAACCCAUUCUUCAGCUUCAACGGAGCAGGAGUCAUCAAAGGACAACAAGAAUUUGGUACCGGCAUCCUCUGUUCUCACUUUCCAACAAGCCAUUCAACGCCUCCAGGAGUAUUGGGCUUCUGUUGGAUGUGCUGUGAUGCAAUGCAGCAACACUGAGGUUGGUGCUGGGACUAUGAACCCUCUUACGUUUCUAAGGGUUCUUGGUCCAGAACCAUGGAAUGUUGCGUAUGUAGAACCUAGCAUCCGGCCUGAUGAUAGUCGUUAUGGUGAAAACCCAAAUAGGCUUCAAAGGCACACUCAAUUCCAGGUUAUACUGAAGCCUGAUCCUGGAAAUUCACAAGACUUAUUUAUUCGGAGCUUAUCAGCCCUAGGUAUUAACGUUCAUGACCAUGACAUACGUUUUGUCGAGGACAACUGGGAGAGCCCGGUUUUAGGUGCCUGGGGAUUGGGCUGGGAAAUUUGGAUGGAUGGGAUGGAGAUCACUCAAUUCACCUACUUCCAGCAGGCAGGGAGUCUUCAAUUAACGCCUGUAUCUGUUGAGAUUACAUAUGGUCUUGAACGGAUCCUUAUGUUGCUUCAGGGAGUUGAUCAUUUCAAGAAAAUUCAAUAUGCUGAUGGGAUAACAUACGGAGAGCUUUUUCUGGAAAAUGAGAAGGAAAUGAGCGCAUAUUAUCUGAAGCAUGCCAGUGUCGAUAACAUUCAUAAGCAUUUCGACCUUUUUGAGGCCGAAGCUCGCUGUUUGCUCGAUUCAGGCCUUGCAAUUCCUGCGUAUGAUCAACUUUUGAAGACAUCUCAUGCUUUCAACAUACUUGACUCUAGAGGGUUUGUUGGGGUAACAGAACGUGCUCGCUAUUUUGGUCGGAUGCGUAGUUUAGCCCGUCAAUGCGCACAACUCUGGUUAAAGACGAGGGAGUCUCUUGGAUAUCCCUUGGGAGUUACAUCUCAAUCUGAUCAUAUUGUGUUUCCAAAAGAAGUCUUAGAGGAAGCAGCAGGAAAGGUAUCCACAGAUCCACGGUUAUUUGUACUUGAAAUUGGGACUGAAGAGUUGCCACCAAAUGAAGUAGUUAACGCGUGCAAGCAACUCAAAGAUCUAAUUGAGCAGUUGCUGGAAAAACAAAGAUUGAGUCAUGGGAAAGUUCUAACGUUUGGCACACCACGCAGACUCGUGGUACAUGUCCAUAACCUCUAUGCGAAGCAAGUUGCAAAUGAGAUUGAUGUUCGAGGACCUCCAGCUUCUAAGGCGUUUGACCAAGGAGGCAAUCCUACCAAGGCCGCUGAAGGUUUUUGCCGAAGAAAUGGUGUCCCUUUAGGCUCCUUGUUUAGAAGGGUUGAAGGUAAAACAGAGUAUGUUUAUGUUCGUGCGGUGGAGCCAUCACGACUUGCUUUGGAGGUAUUAUCUGAAGAAUUACCUGGGACAAUUGGUAAAAUAUUGUUCCCUAAGUCAAUGCGUUGGAACUCUGAGGUCAUGUUCAGUAGGCCCAUCCGGUGGAUAUUGGCAUUGCAUGGAGACGUAGUUGUUCCUUUCAUGUAUGCUGGUGUUCUAAGUGGAAAUCUUUCUCACGGACUUCGAAAUACACCAUCGGCUACUGUUAAGGUAGCAAGUGCAGAAUCUUAUACUGAUGUGAUGCAGCGUGCUGGAAUAGCCAUCAGUAUGGAGCAACGCAAGCAGACAAUUUUGGAUUCCUCUAAUGCCUUGGCAAAAAGUGUUGGUGGCAUUAUCAUUUUGCAGAAUGAUUUACUUGAUGAGGUUGCAAAUCUCGUUGAGAAACCUGUUCCAGUACUUGGUAAAUUUAAUGAGUCCUUCUUAGUGCUUCCAAAAGAUCUGCUAAUAAUGGUCAUGCAGAAGCACCAGAAGUAUUUUGCAAUAACUGAUCAGGGAGGAAACCUGUUGCCAUACUUCAUUUCUGUUGCAAAUGGGGCAAUCAAUGAAAUGGUUGUAAGGAAAGGAAAUGAAGCUGUACUUAGAGCUCGAUAUGAAGAUGCAAAGUUCUUCUAUGAGGUGGACACAAGUAAAAGAUUUUCUGAAUUUCGAAGUCAAUUGAAUGGAAUUCUCUUUCACGAGAAGCUGGGGACAAUGUUGGACAAGAUGACACGCGUCCAACAUUUGGUUACUGAAGUGGGCUCGUCUCUGCGGGUAAGUGGUGAUACACUCCAAAUCAUCAAGGGCGCUGCAUCAUUAGCCAUGAUAGAUCUUGCCACUGCAGUUGUUACUGAAUUCACCUCGCUUUCCGGGAUAAUGGCGCGUCAUUAUGCUCUUAGAGAUGGCUAUUCAGAGCAGAUUGCAGAGGCACUGUUUGAGAUUACACUUCCACGAUUUUCAGGAGACAUAGUUCCAAAAACUGAUGCUGGGACAGUAUUGGCCAUAACUGAUAGGUUGGAAAGCCUUGUUGGCUUAUUUGCUGCUGGUUGUCAGCCAAGCUCCAGUAAUGAUCCUUUUGGCUUGCGAAGAAUCUCUUAUUGUCUCGUGCAACUUCUGGUAGAAACCAAUAGAGAUUUAGAUCUAAGGCAUGGUUUAGAGCUUGCUGCUGCUGUUCAACCCAUAAAUGUAGCUGCGGAAACAAUAGAUACUGUACAUCAAUUUGUAACCAGGAGACUUGAACAACUUCUGAUGGACCAAGGAAUAAGUCCAGAAGUGGUUCGCUCUGUUCUUGCCGAACGUGCAAACCAGCCCUGUUUGGCGACAAAGUCUGCAUAUAAAAUGGAAGCCUUGUCAAGAGGUGAGCUGCUGCCCAAAAUUGUCGAAGUAUAUUCACGUCCAACAAGAAUUGUCCGUGGAAAGGACAUCAAUGAUGAUUUGGAGGUGGAUGAGGGAGCUUUCGAGACAAAGGAAGAGAAAGCUUUGUGGUGCACUUUCACGUCGUUAAGGACUAAAAUUCGUCCUGACAUGGAAGUAGAUGAUUUUGUUGAAGCUUCUUCUGAUCUGUUACAGCCACUUGAGGAUUUCUUCAAUAACGUGUUUGUUAUGGUGGAAGAUGAAAGAAUCAGAAAGAACAGGCUUGCACUACUCAAGAAAAUUUCAGACCUUCCAAAGGGAAUAGCAGACCUCUCAAUUUUGCCAGGAUUUUGAAAUUAUUCUAUUUUUCAUAUUUAUAUAAAGUUUGGCCCUGUUCUAAGAGAGAGGAGGAAACCAGAGAGAAAGUAGUGGAUCAAUAAUUUCUCCAUUUAUUUCGAAAGGCCAUUUUUGCCUCCUCACCUGAAAGCCAUGAGAUGUUCAUUCUUCAAUCCUAUUUAUCGCCCUGCUCGAGCAUGCAAAGUUGGAGGGCAUAAGACGAAUCAGCUCCUCAACAUUCUACUGCUGUAUAACUUUUUUUCUUUGACUGCAUUUUAUUACAGUUCCUGUUAUAUAAAAUUGUGCUUGGUAUGUUUUCAUCAUUCUUUGAGGCGAUUGUGACAUGUCAAUCUGUAUUGUAGAACUUUCAACUACAAAAUAAUGUGGAGUUUGAAGGGUAAAAAUACUUAUUUGAAUGAGAUUAUUGUUCCAGGAAAUA
This is a messenger RNA of Olea europaea var. sylvestris, 3781 nucleotides long. RefSeq names its product glycine--tRNA ligase, chloroplastic/mitochondrial 2. The transcript is spliced from 36 exons. Gene Ontology annotation, biological process: glycyl-tRNA aminoacylation. Gene Ontology annotation, cellular component: mitochondrion; chloroplast stroma; cytoplasm. Bases 118 to 3360 code for a protein of 1080 amino acids. The record is from RefSeq and is a predicted model, not a curated record. Gene Ontology annotation, molecular function: ATP binding; glycine-tRNA ligase activity. Lineage: Eukaryota; Viridiplantae; Streptophyta; Magnoliopsida; Lamiales; Oleaceae.